Messenger RNA from Williopsis jadinii, 1062 nucleotides. Its product is annotated as cyclin family protein. Gene Ontology annotation, cellular component: nucleus; cyclin-dependent protein kinase holoenzyme complex. Gene Ontology annotation, biological process: regulation of cyclin-dependent protein serine/threonine kinase activity. NCBI's taxonomy places the organism in Eukaryota, Fungi, Ascomycota, Saccharomycetes, Phaffomycetales, Wickerhamomycetaceae. Gene Ontology annotation, molecular function: cyclin-dependent protein serine/threonine kinase regulator activity; protein kinase binding. The transcript has a single exon. The record is from RefSeq and is a predicted model, not a curated record. Bases 1 to 1062 code for a protein of 353 amino acids.
AUGGAUAUCUCAUUCCUAUCACCAGAGGCGUUCAUCCAAACGGCGCACAAGAUGUAUGCCCUGGACUCACUUGAUCCAAAUACGAACUGCGAACUGUUGGCUCUAAUAUCAACCACAAAGCUGUCACACAACACGAUGGUCCAUGUUCUUUACUAUCUGCAUCUUUUGCUAACACACAGAACAUAUCUAUAUCAUCAUCCCGCCACUCAAGGUCACAGCCAGAGUCGUCAACUUGGUUUCAACACUAGCUGCAGAGAAAAACUGCUACCCGCUCCUCAUAGACGCACAUCCGCUGACCUUUUCGAACUUUUAAUUGUUCUCAUGAUGGUUGCCAACAAGGCGAACGAUGAUUCUAGUUACACAAUGAAGACGUGGGAAAACCUCACACCUUUGAGUAUUUCCGUACUACGAAAGCGUGAACUUAUUGUGCUCAAGAAACUCAACUACAAUGUGUUUCUAAAAACCGAAGAUCAUGCGAAGUGGUGCACACAAGUCUACGCCAUGGUGAGAGGAGCACUUCCGAACGUGCACCACCAAGACGUUUCCCAACAAGGGCAACCGAAAGAAACAUACCCAGUUCAGGCCGGACCUUUCACCACAACACCUCUUUGCAACGCUGUAUCUUCCUUAUCACCCUUGGACUCGUUGCCACUAACUCCAAGAUCGCCUUCACUGGAUUUGUUGUUAUAUGCGCAUGCGCCAGUUGCAAGCUUACCAAAGCGCAAGCUCUACGAUGGCAACGCAGAACAAAGAUGUGCAAAGAGAAGUUGUUACAACAAAGCCAAUGAUAAUAACAACUCCUAUGGAGUCGUAACAGAUCUUACUUUUACUCAAACUCUCACGGCACCAAGCAUUUCACUACCAUUGCCAGCAUUUCCGUAUGAACAGCAACUCAAUCAACAACAAUACCAAUAUCACCACCAAAAUCAGCUUUUGACUCCAUUGAAACGUUUCGACUACGAGUAUGAGUUACAGGAGCAUCCACAAGACUGUUCUUGUUGUGCUUUAACACGUAUGACAGACGUUUAUCACAACAACUUGAGAAAUGGAUUGAAACUUUAG